GGAGCCCCUUGCGGGGACCCCUCGCCAAGGGCUGGGGAGUCAGGAGGGACACGACUUUCUGAGCAGGAUAGUUCGGGGAUGGAUCCCAGCCCGCUGGCACGAGAAAGGGGGAAUGAGGGGUGGCCCUGAAACUGGCAGGUUAAUGUGUAGCAUGGAGUCCCUCAUGUGCCCUGCUCAAUGAGGUGCAUACAUCACCUUGCCCUAAGAUUGCUGCUAGUAUCUUUGUUUAGAUACAGGUAGUUUCCUCUCCAUAUUUACUGUAGGUUUGGUACAAUAAUAACAGAUGUAACUAUCUGUAUACCAAACCUCAUACUGACAGAAAUGUUUCAUACUUAGUUUAAAAACAUGAGCGAAACCAUUUUUUGUUUACCUUCAGACAUUCUCCAUGUCACGUUUGCAACUUGGAAAUUAUAGUACUGUGAACGAGAAAUAGAGGAUGGAUAGCUAGCUAGGCAGGCAGUGCACACAACUGUUUUCAUGAGCCACCUGAAGUGAAAUGUACACAUUAAAGAGCAAACAUAGUGGGAAAGAAAAAAAUGAUUUUUAAAACACAGCUGAUUUUAAUAUUUUUCAAGGCUGUUAGAAAACAGAUUAUUGACAAGGAGAUUAACCCAUUUGUGGACAAAUGGGAAGAAGAAGGUCAAUUUCCAGCACACAAAGUAUUUAAAAUUCUAGGACAAGCUGGAUUCCUUGGAGUUAACAAACCAACAGAAUAUGGUGGCAUGGGCUUGGACUUCUCCUAUAGCAUUGCAGUGGCAGAGGAACUGGGAAAUAUCCACUGUGGGGGAGUUCCUAUGGCUAUCGGAGUGCAAACUGACAUGGCUACACCAGCUCUAACAAGAUUUGGUUCUGAUGAGCUGAAACGACAGUUCCUUGUACCAACUAUAGCUGGAGAAGUAGUGGCUUGUUUAGGAGUCAGUGAACCUGGAGCAGGGUCAGAUGUUGCAAGUAUCAAAACAACAGCAGUAAGAAAAGGCGAUGACUAUGUCAUAAAUGGUGGCAAGAUGUGGAUUACUUCAGGAUGUCAAGCUGACUGGAUGUGCCUGCUGGCAAAUUCCAGUGAAGGACCUCCCCACCAAAAUAAAUCUCUUAUAUGUCUACCAAUGAACCUACCAGGUGUUUCCAUUGCUAAAAAGAUAGACAAGAUGGGUAUGAGGUCAUCAGACACAGCACAGAUCUUUUUUGAAGAUGUCAGAGUUCCCAGCAAAUACCGAAUUGGGGAGGAAGGAAUGGGCUUUACAUACCAGAUGUUGCAAUUCCAGGAAGAGCGUUUAUGGGCAGUAGCCAACAUCCUGGCACCAAUGGAAAAUGUGAUACAAGAAACUAUUGACUAUACUCGCCAACGGAAAAUAUACAACCAGCCAGUACUGCAUAACCAAACAGUGCACUUUCGCCUGGCAGAAUUAGCAACUGAGGUGGAACUUGUUCGCUCUCUGCUCUACCAGGCUGUUGCUCUCUAUAUCAGAGGCAAUGAUGUGACCAAAUUUGCUUCCAUGGCUAAACUAAAGGCAGGUCGUCUAGCCCGUGAGCUGAGUGAUAAUUGCCUCCAGUUCUGGGGAGGAAUGGGAUUCACCAAUGAGGUGCUAGUGAGCAGACUUUACAGAGACUCAAGACUACUGUCAAUAGGGGCUGGUGCAGAUGAAGUCAUGCUUUCCAUUAUAUGCAAAUAUAUGGAAACUCUUCCACAAAAGAAGUAACACCCAGCAACAGUUACAUUUCUUCAUUGAAAAUUCAUGAGAGAGAUACAGUAUAUUGAUUACGUACUGAAAGAAUAAGCAAUAUAUUUAAGGUGAAAUUUAAGUGAAAUUUUCUAGCAUUUAUGCCAAUGAUCUACUAGUUAGUGCCUUUGUAUACAAAAUUUCUUGUACCAUAACUUUUAAAUUAAAUACUGAAAUUAAAAGAAAGUAAUCUGAAAA
Chelonia mydas (Green sea turtle) is the source of this 1916-nucleotide messenger RNA. Its product is annotated as probable acyl-CoA dehydrogenase 6. The transcript has 9 exons. Lineage: Eukaryota; Metazoa; Chordata; Testudines; Cheloniidae. Gene Ontology annotation, biological process: fatty acid beta-oxidation using acyl-CoA dehydrogenase. Gene Ontology annotation, molecular function: acyl-CoA dehydrogenase activity; flavin adenine dinucleotide binding. Bases 537 to 1697 code for a protein of 386 amino acids. The record is from RefSeq and is a predicted model, not a curated record.